Oncorhynchus gorbuscha (pink salmon) is the source of this 3397-nucleotide messenger RNA. RefSeq names its product coilin-like. The record is from RefSeq and is a predicted model, not a curated record. NCBI's taxonomy places the organism in Eukaryota, Metazoa, Chordata, Actinopteri, Salmoniformes, Salmonidae. Gene Ontology annotation, cellular component: Cajal body. Gene Ontology annotation, biological process: spliceosomal snRNP assembly. Gene Ontology annotation, molecular function: U2 snRNA binding; U1 snRNA binding.
AGUCAGAGCGUUUGUUUUGAAAUGGGGAAGUCAAGUUUUGUAACAAUCCAAUAGGAGGAAUGAAAACAGCAGCUUCACAUUACAGUUGGUCGAAUAAUCCGAUUUUUUACAAAUUUAUAAGAAUGCAACUGGCCAGCUAAGCAACUAGUUAGUUAGGUAGCGGUCGAAAUUUAAGCAAUUGUUACAUGGAGGAAAAUGGGGGAGGGUUUAGUAUUUUCUUGUAUUUAGUCCAGGGGAGGGUCAUGUAAUUUGUAAUCGAUUUAUAUGUCAAUAUUUGUCAGCAUUUUGGAAUGUACGUGUUGAAUUCGGCUAUGUAACUUUGGUGUACAACCCUGCUCUCUCUCGUUCUCCUCGCUGAGCUCGGCUGGGUGGGCACUUAGCUUUCCAUCGGCUUUUCGAUCAGACCCUCUCUGUGCUUGGUGUAUCAGAACGUGGGCAUGUAGAGUAUCUGGUGAAUCAAAUGGUGCUUGUAGUGAUGACGUAGGGAGCUAGCGCACAAUAAGAACGAUGGUAGAAAUGCUGCAUUCAAAACAACUGGGAAUUCAGAAAUCUCAGACUUCGGUGCAUUCAAGACAAUUCGGGGAAAGGGAGGGGAGAACGAGCUCCGACUGGGGGAAAAUAGUUUUGAAAGGUCAUCCAACUCCGAAUUCAAAGUCGGAAACUCAGGCAUCUUGCUAGAGCUCUGACUUUCCGACCUGAAGAUCACUGACAUUAUUUGUCUUCUUUUGUGUGUGUGUGUUGAGUUCCCAGUUGUCUUGAAAGCGCCAAAAAACUCUGGUGUAUCACAACAACACGCAUGGCGUUGCACAAUUAUGGAAGGACCACAGCUCGUGAAACAUGCAUCUUCACUACAAUUUACAGGUUUCUUUGCACUGAAGAGAGGUCUCUGUCUCUGUCCGCUGAAGAGAGUCUAGAAAAGUUUCAUAUAAUUUUGGAGUUGAAUGGAGAUGGUUCCUCAAUGUGGAAAAACGUGAAGGGAUAAAAUCAGGUGUUUGAGGAGUUACUGAUUUUUUUCAACCAAUAUGUUUAUCAUAGGCUGCCUGUCAUUACGCCAUGAUUUUGUUUUUUAUUAGAAGCAUUAGUCUUACAUUCUAUAGUCAACUUACACACGACACUGACAUGCACUACCUCAUCAGCUAUGUGUCUACAUACAUAAAUGUAUGUAGAUAUGUCCUUAAUGAAUGUUUUGUUGUUGACCAAAAUGGUUCCUACUGUUGCCUACUACUAGGUUCUGCUCAUCAAUUGUUUGGCUAUUUGUUCAUAAAACAUGUAAUUGUUCUUUUGUUAAGGGUUUUACGUUUUUGAAAAAGACUGCCUCUUUACCGGACUUGUGUUUUUUAAAAUGUUUUCAACUACCCCUACCAAAGCUUUUAGAGUAUAAUUGACCCUGUGGAUGUGUUAUCUAGUGGGAGCCGGCUAGUGCUUCCGGUAUGAGGGAGAGUUGAAUGAAAUAUUUAGCUGGCGAAUUCCCUUCCGUACCAACAGGUGGCAGUAACUGAACGAGUCAACUCUUCAAAAGACAGGCAACUAGUUUUCUGAACGGCGUGUGAGAUAGAUUUCCUUCUACACAGCAACAAUGGCAGCCUCCAAUACCAAUGUGAUACGGGUGCGAUUGUAUUUUGAUUACCCGCCGCCCUCGGUAUCCGACUGUCGCAUGUGCUGGGUCCUCGUGGAUCUGAACAAAUGCCGCGUGGUAGCAGACAUAGCCAGCGUGAUCAGGGAAAAGUUCGACUUCAGUCGCAGGAGCAUUUUGAGUCUGUUCAUCGAGGACUGCUACCUGCCGCACACAGAGAGCAUCUACGUCGUCCGAGAUAACGACAGCAUCAGAGUGAAGGUGGACACCCUGACCCUUUCAAGUGGAAGUCAGUCGAACACAUCUGUUGUGAAGUCCAAGAAGAGGAGGAGAGCUGCCGAGGAGGAGCCCACACAGAACCGAGUGAGUGAAGAGUGGAAGAAGAAGAAGAAGAAGAGAAAGGAGAGUCAGGAGGCUGAUUCCAACGAGGCUGUAGUUGAAGAGAGGAGGAAAGAAAACAAACAGAAACAGAAGAAGAAGAAAGAUAAGAAGGUGGCGACCAAAACCACUGCCUCGUCCACAGGACCCUCUCACACCUCGUCCACAGGACCCUCUCACACCUCGUCCACAGGACCCUCUCACACCUCGUCCACAGGACCCUCUCACACCUCGUCCACAGGACCCCCUCCCACCUCGUCCACAGGACCCUCUCCCACCAUAGUCAAAGCGGACAAAAACACCAAGAAGGCUCCAUCGGCCAAAGUAGUAUCUGUUAACGGUAAAGCCACAGCAAAGACCCCGAAUGGGGAAAUGGACGACUCAUCUGAUUCCAGUGAAAGCAGUAGUGAGGAGGAGGAGGCCCCCAGUAAAACCCCCAUGCAGAAACUACCCCCCAAAUCACACUCUGCUAGCUCUACACCCCCUGUCACAUCUAAAGCCACCCCUGUAGUUAAACCCCGUGUCCCUGUUAAGAAACCACGCCCACCUCCCUCAUCUGAUUCGGACUCCUCAGACUCAUCGGGUGACGAUGCCUCUAGCAAAGCCACCACAGGCCAACCUCCCGUUAAAAACCAAACUCCUCUAUCCAAACCUGCUGCCACCAUACCGACCGGCUCCGGAGCUGGUCCUAGAGACAAAACCACCCACUCCAGGCCCAGCCUCCCAUCCUCAGGUCCCAGGACCUCUGUAUCGCCUGGCCAGAGAGCUAAUGCUCUAGGGCCAGGCUCUACCCCAGCAGUGCAGAAGGCCCACAGGAGGCCUGAGAGCCCAGGCUCUAGUAGUAGUAGUAGUAGUAGUAGUGAGGAGAUCCAGCUGGUUAUCAAACAACCGGGCCUGGGGAUGGGGAUAGUCCCUGCUAUGGCAGCACAACCCACCUGGAGAGGCAGGGGAAGCCCUAUGGGUGCAGAGAGAGGAGAUAAUGCAGGGUUUUAUUUCAACUAUGAAGGUGGACAGCGACAGCAGACUCCUCAGCCACCAUCGUACCAGAAGGACUCCCUGAUUAACAGCUCUGUGGUGUUCCAGAACCCAUCAGAGAGUGUCCCCAAGAGGGACUACAGUGAGAUGCCCCUCCUAGCUGCUCCCCCUCAGGACGGACAGAAGAUCGCCUUCAAGCUACUGGAGCUGACAGAGAACUACACACCAGAGGUGUCUGAGUAUAAAGAGGGGAAAAUCAUUCAUUUUGACCACAGCACCAAACAAAUUGAGCUAGAGCUGCUCUCUACUUAUCAAGGUAAGACCAAACGGAUGACUGCUCUCUGCUCAUCAAGCGCCGAAUACCCCCACGGAUCAGAGAGUGUGGAGUACGCUGUGUCCCGGGGCUCCAGGGUGACUGAACGUUGGGACUCACUGCUGGAACCCAGGCUAGUUGUUGGGAAUUUGAGCUGA